CUUUGGGCUCGUGUUCAUCGUCUACGGCAACUUCGAGGGCCCUUGUUCAUGCUUGUCGACUCUCUGCCAUGCCUACCAACAGAGAACACAGUACAACCAUGGCAUCCCUCUUCGCUCUUCUCCUUGUCUCCCCUGCCCUCGCCUCUCUGCCUCUCGUCGACUUCAACCGAAUGGGUCAAGUCGGCCUAGCUGGAGCAUUCGCAGGUCUCAGUCUAUUCGACAACGCGUCACAGAUCACCGUAGACCCGUCCGCAUCCACUCUUCUUUCCCGUUCCUCUGAUGGCGAACUCAUCGCCCUCGCCUCAACCAACCAGGGCGGGCAGAUAUACUCAGGAUGUGCCAUUGGUGACGUCUACUAUGUCGCUGGCUCCUUCUCGUCUCUUGGCAGCGCAUCCGCAUCCAACAUCGCGUCCUUCACUCCCUCUUCAGCCUCCUUCGCUUCCCUUGGUGCAAACGGUCCAAGCGGGCCAGUACAUGCCCUCUACUGUGACACCAACUCAAACCAACUCUGGGCCGGUGGCGUCUUCACUUCCCCCGGUUCAUCCGUCGCCGUCUAUGACACCAAGGCCAACCAGUGGUCUGCCCCUUCGUUCAAAGGCUUCUCUGGUUCAAGUAGCCAGGUCCUUGCCAUCGUUCCAAACGCAUCCGACUCUAGCCUCUUCUUUCUUGGUUCCUUCACCACCUCAUUUCAAGGAAAUGGUACUGUUCCCAACAAUAACAAUCCCAACGUGCCAUACUCUGCGGGUGCGACACCCUUCUCAAGUUCCCUCGUCCCAAUUCCUCUUCAGAACGCAGAGAUAACUGCCGGCCCAUCUACGACAAAUACUGAAUUCUCGAAUAUUCAGAAUAUUUUGUGUCCAGCGGGACCGGAUGGGCCAGGCAAUACUUGGUUGGCUGAGAACGGGACACCGGCGCAGAUCACCAUCCGCGCUUUCAGUGCCCUCAACGCAUACGGAGUCCGUCUUGGGAACACGUUCCAGAGCGGGUUUGGGACGACAGCAUUCACUGUAACUUCAGUCCCGGAUAAUAUCGUACAACCCUUCCAGUAUAUUGACCCUCAGACCGGCCAGAACGUGACCUGUUCCGACUCCUGCCCUCUUUCCACCAACUCGUCUCUCCCUUACCAGGACUUCAUCUUCGCAAAUCCCACCACAUUGAGCGGUGUACAGAUCACGUUAUCCGCGUGGACCGGCCAAGCCGCUGGAUUGCACAUGCUUCAGCUGUUGUCUGCCGGUGCAUUUGCCUCCGCAGUUCCUAGUCAAAAUGGCCAGUCUUGCUUCGCACCCAACCCUUCCAAUGUCACCACUACCGGUACAUGGACCGCCGCAAAUGCAGACACGAGUCUUCCUGGGACGAUCCAAUCCGUCCAGGUGGCAACAGUGAACGUCGGUACGCCUGCUUCACAGGCGCCGACUUAUACUUGGAUGCCUUACGUAUCAGCAUCCGGUGAGUAUGAAGUCAAUAUGGUCGUUCCCGGCUGUGGCAAUUUUGGAGACUGCCCUCUUCGCACUUCCGUGCAAGUCGAGAUUUUCCCCGGUGGCGGUCAGCAGGGUGUAGUCACCACCGUCUCGCAGCAGAAUGUUGCCGAUGUGAGCACUCUGAUUUACAGGGGUCCUAUUGUUCCGUCAUCUCCCAGCUUUGUCACCACUGUUACCAUGUCUCUUGCAUCGAACCCGUCCGGUACCGGCCAGAACGGCCAAUAUGAGCUUGUGGCAGGUAACAUUGAGUUAGUCCUGACCUCGGCCAACGUGACUGGUAGCUCGGGUGGCUCUGGAGGCAACGGCACAACAGGAAGUGGAGGCAUUCAGCAUGGCUUUGGUUUCUUUGAAUGGCCUUUGCACACAAGCAACAACGCAGAUGCUACGGGGACACUUCCCAACUCUACGGAAACUAUGUACGACUUGGUGGGCUUCAGCUUAUACAAUGGCAUCAACAGUGCUUCUGUCGGCUCUUCGUCAAUAGCGGCUGCUGUACAACAUCCCUCUGGCUCAGUCUUCUUAGGCGGCUCAUUUAACAUUACAAUGGGGUCAGCCUCUGGAACUACCAACUUCGUCGUCUUUGAACAAGGUCAGCUGGUCACGCCCUCUAAUUUCGGGUUGAACGGGGCGGUUACAUCCAUGAUUCUUUAUGGGGAGAAACUCUUCGUCGGUGGUUCAUUCUCAUCGACGAGGUCUACCUCCAGCAAUGGCGGUCUGAGCGGCGUCGCUGUCUACGACAUUCAGUCUAGGACAUGGGCUGCGCUUGGUGGUGGAGUCAACGGCCCGGUGGAGAGCUUAAACAUCGCCGCUAAUCAACUACAAAUUGUUGGCAACUUCUCUACUGUUACCUCCCCCACUGGCGCUACUUAUCAAGUGGGUGGACUUGCUGUCUGGGACAUUGCGUCAGGAGCAUGGUUAAACAGCGGGGGCUUCCUGUCGGGGCACAUGUCCUUCGUUGGAAACAGCUCUUCUGCCGCCCGUAACAACUCGUUGUCUCAGUUCAUUUCUGGCAAUGUCGCAGAAUUGGCAGAGUUCGGCGCGACUGGGCUAGUAAUGCUGUCUAAUGGCAACAACGGCCCUACGGUUUCACCGUUGCAAAUCCCAUUGGAGGGUAACGGGAGUGGAAGCACAGCGGCUACGGUCACAAAACGACGACGUUCGCAUGUGCACCAUGGCCCAACUUCGUGGAUCCCUCAUCUCACGCUGCGAAGUCUCUUUAAGCGCCAGAGUGGUGGCUCUCAACAAACUCUGCCAGAAGGACCUCCUACCCCUGCCCCAGCCGUUCUCGCCGGCGCCUUCUGGGCAAAUAGUUCUUCCUCUAAACAAGUGUCCAUCAUUGGCGGCAACUUCACUUUUGCCUCGUCAUCGCACGCCGUUGGUAUAUACGAUGCUAGUGUCCCAUCCAUCCAAGCUCUUCAGGGUAAUCAAAUCAACGGCAUUGUCCGCUCUUUGAAGGUGGUCGAGAACCAGCUCUUUGUUGGAGGCCAGUUCUCUUUGAGUGGCACCAAUGCCAACGGCUUGGCGCUAUACAACUUGCAGGCGCAACAGUGGAACACGUCAAAUCUUCCGCCACUUCAAGCCUCUAGCGGCUCUACCGUGGAGGUUCGGUCCAUAUCAUCGUCCGCAUCCAAGCCAAACGCCAUCAUCGUUGCUGGCACUUUCACCGGCGCCGGUUCUGUCGGUUGUCAGGCCGUUUGUGAAUUGGAUACCUCGACAAUGCAGUGGUCAACGCUUGGUAGUGGCAUUCAGGGCCAAGUAUCGUCGGUGUCAUAUGCUGGUAACAACCAGGAAUAUCUUAUCGCCGCUGGUUCAAUCACGCUCUCUGGUGGUUCGGCCAAUGUUGCGAUGUACAGCUUCUCAAGCGGGACAUGGAACGCCGUUGGUGAUGGGUCGAGCAUCCCUGGCCCCGUGACUGCCCUUGAGGUAGACAACAGCAAUUCGUCAAGUAUCUUCGCUGCGGGGCGGACUUUGGACGGCUCUUCCGCGUUCAUGUAUCACUGGAACGGUGCAACCUGGAACAACAUCGGCUCGGGCCUCCAGGGCACAUCCAACAUCUCUCAGCUGUUGAUGGUCCCCUUGCAAAACGCCCACAGCACAAAUAGCAUCGUGGAGUCGGACCGCAUGCUCAUGGUGUCUGGGUCGUUGGCAGGAUCCACUUUUGCGGCUGCAUCUUCCGUUCUGUUCGACGGUGCCUCUUUGAUACCCUUCGUCAGCUCUGUCACAACCAGUGGUUCAUCAGGAUUCGUGGCAUCUCUUUUCUACUCCUUGGCCAAUUUUAGCUUCACCCAACAACACUUCCUGGCCACGGGCAUCGUCAUCUUGAUUUCUAUUGCGAUAGCCGCUGGAGUAGUAUUCUUGCUGGCAUUGAUUGGCAUCUUGUGGACUUUGUUCUCAAGGAAAGAUGACAAGGUUGCCAAAUUGGACGGGGAGGAUGAUGACUCUUCCAUCCACCACCGUCCAUCUUCGCUUCUCGAGCACAUUAACGCAGCCACACGAACUACUAUCCUUGGUGGCGGGCAAAGUCCAUUCAAUGACUUCAGUGCUGAGAAGGACGAUGCAGCUCAUGAAGCUGUGGCAGUUGGCGGCGAUCCUGACCCAUUCGGUCCUGAUGCCAGCAACUAUCUGCGAGCUCAAACUCCAUCAGACGCUCACUUUGGUACCAUGGUGGCGGAAGAGGAGUUCAACAGACCUGCACACGCUCGCUACUCUUUUGACGGGGCUGGAGAUGGUGAGCUACCUAUGGCUGCUGGAUUGGAAGUGGAGAUUCUUGAUGACAGAGACGCGGCAUGGUGGUAUGCUCGAAAUCCUCAAACUGGACAGGAAGGUGUCGUUCCAGCUGCGUACCUAUAUUGAUGUGCAUGUCAUUUUGUCAUUAUUGUUUUCGAGUUGCAUCACAAUCAUACCCUACUUAUCAAGAUCGACCUUCGGUCGUUCCUUCAUCCAAUUUAAUACACUACACUUUGUCGACAUUCCUCGAUUUACAUAUCCUCUCGGGACUCAACUGUGUGCUAUUAGAGGACUUGGAGCACAUCACUGAAGCAGUGGGUCGCGGAAAUGUUUUUGGUGAUUAUGUCUAAAGCCCACUUUUGUCUUGAAUUGUUCGCGGCGCUGUUGAUCACGAAACUCGCGAAUAUGUCUACCAGCUUCUCUCGCUUCUCCGGCGUUUCUGGCUUUCACCACCUCAGCACCCUGACCAAAUGCUCCAUAGCCGCCUUUGCGAGGGACCAAUGCAGAGUUCUUGUCAGCGAGUAAUUGCCGAACGAUUGCUGCACCAGAGUUGGCAUCGUUAUCGUAGCGUGGGCCUCUGAAGGACUGAGCGUAAUACCGCUUCAUACUGCGGUGCCCUAUUCGUGCUCCCGAGGGCAGAACAAGUUCGAAGGGUGUGUCGCCGUAAGACAGUUGAUUUUCAGGUAGACUCUCAGUAUCAGAGCCGCUGUCGGGCGGCUCUGAGCCUGAUUCAUCCACGAUGUCUCCUGCUUCCUCAUCCUCAUCGUCUUCUUCAUCCACAUCCUCCCACUCGCCAUCCGCGUCGGGCAGCAGCAACCUGCUUUUACGCUGUGCUUCGGGGUAGGAAGUACUAAAGUCAUAAAAGUCGGAUAUUUCUAGUCGGUCUCCUUCUUUGUCGUAAGCUAUUUUGCAAUGACUCUUGUCGAGCAUGUGUUUCCGGACAGCAUCGAGAGUUCGGAAUUCUCUGCCCUUGCCGUUGCAGUAGAUGCAGACGUUCCCAACCGCGAUCUUCUCUCCAAGAUAGGUUAUGAGGCCGUUGAUGUCGACAAGGUAAUCGGCAUCGGGAACGAAGAACGAAUGUGCGGAGGCCAUGUGUGUGAGAUUGUCCGAUAGAGAGGACGAGCCCAUCGCACAGAACAGACAGGAGGUCGGAGAUAGCUUGGCUCGGGCUGCCGCAAUCUUGGCAUCUAUGGUUUGGUUGAUCUCGUCCUCGUCCGCGUUCUCGUCGACGACCAGUUUAGGCUCGGGUUCGCUAGUUGCGCGAGUUUCAGAGGGAGGCUCGGAUUCUACAGCUAGUUCCUCGGUGAGUGAGGGCGUGGAGGCGAUCAUGGGCUUCGAUGCAGCCUUGAGCUCGUUGUCCUUGUGCUUGCGAGAGUUUAUAUGAGAGCGGUACGCGUUCUCAGUCGUGUAUGUCUUGCCGCAAACCUCACAGCUUGACCCCUUAGCUGACGACAUGAUCGCGGUCUCGGCUUUCCUGUCGAGUACUUUCUGGUUGAAGACGGCAGCGCUGACGGGUGGUAAGGAGGCCACUCGACGUUUCAUGUUAUACCGAUGAUGGUCAGAGCGGUAAUGUACCCUCUGCUCUUCUGCAGAGAGAAAUGCUAUUGAGCAUGAUAGGCAGGUGAAAAGCGGCUGAUCAGGGGGAAUAACGGUGGUGGUAGUGGUAGUGGCCAUGGUGGUAGAGGAGAGAGACGAAGA
Molecule: messenger RNA, 5903 nt
Organism: Coniophora puteana RWD-64-598 SS2
Lineage: Eukaryota; Fungi; Basidiomycota; Agaricomycetes; Boletales; Coniophoraceae
Exons: 10
Coding region: 99-4331 (1410 amino acids)
Biological process (GO): positive regulation of establishment of bipolar cell polarity regulating cell shape
Cellular component (GO): plasma membrane of growing cell tip
Molecular function (GO): protein binding
Source: RefSeq, a predicted model, not a curated record